AUGGCUGGAUACAUUUUUGGAAAUGUUCAGAAUAACCUGAACAGGGCAAGGCACAGCUUAGCAAACACUCUUAGCGACAUGAGAUUAGAUGAGAGUUAUAUUAAAAGUAUUCGAAUGAAUAUAAAGAAACGAUUUGAUAAAUUAAUGAAUAAAAUAAUACCUUUUGAAACUAUUGAUGAAAAUAAAAGAUUUGUUGUUAUUAUUGAGAAAAAAAAAAAUUAUGAAAAUUUCCGAUGUCCUAUAUGUAUGUUAAUAUUAUUUAAACCAGUAAGAACAAAAUGUGGUCAUAUAUUUUGUCGAGAAUGUAUAGAAAAAGUUCUCUUAAAAUUUGAUUAUUGUCCUCUGUGUAGAAGUUUUAUAAAAGAUAAGAAAUUAGAUAAUGUAGAUAGUAGUUAUUUAGGUUCCGAAUAUGAAAAUAUAAAAAUUCGAUGUUAUAAAUGUAAAGAAAUAACAAAUAUAAAAAAUUAUGAAAACCAUAUAAUAAAUCAUAUAAUGAAUAUACAUAAAAGUAAUGAUAAACAAAAGAAUUCAAGUGAAGAUGGUGAUAAUUAUAAUUUUCUUAGUAUACAGAAAAAUAAAAAAAAUAGUAAUUAUUUAUAUUCUAUUUCAAAUAAUUAUAUACAUAAUUUUUAUCAUCAUAUUAAUCCAUAUAAUUUCAAUUCUUACUUUAAUAAAAAAUUUCAAAUUAUUUUUAUGAAUGAAUUUUUUAAUUUAUUACAAAAACAUAAUAUAAAUACACAUAUACAUAAUUUUUAUCUUUUAUAUGGUCAAAACAUUUUACAUGAUUUUAAACAUAUAAAUGUAGAAGUACAAGACAUUAUGUGUGAUGUUUUCUUCAUCAUAAAAAUUAGAAGAAAAAAAAAAAAAAAAAAAAAUUAUAAUAAAAAUGAUGUGGAUGAUUAUUUAUAUAUAGAAAAUUCAAAAUAUUUAUCAGAAGAAAAAAAUAAUAUUAUUAUGUCGAACGAUAUAAAUAUGAAUAAAUAUAUUAAUAGUGAUUUCAUUUCUAAUGAAGAAGAAAAUAAAAAAGAUAUAAAUCAAAAUUAUAUUAUAACAAAUAAUAUGAAGAAGAAAAACUCUAUUAUUUUUAAUUCUUAUAAAAAAAAAUUAUAUACUAAUGAUACAUUUGAAAUGUAUCAGAAAAAAUUAUUAAUACAUAAUAAAAAAACACCAAAUAAAUAUAUAUAUAUCUUAUUUGAAUAUAAUACGAAAAAUAUAUUUUUUACACUCCUACAAAAUAUACCAGUAUUUAAAAAUAUGAAUAUUAUAAAAUUGGUUAAGUUUAAUAAUAAAAUAAUGAAUUCUAUAGAACACACAACAAAUAUCAGUAAACAGUUAAUUACCCUCUUCUCUAUUUUGAAUGAAAAAAGAAUUUUAAGAACGUAUCAUAAAUAUUUCUAUAAUUCUAUUCAUUUGUUUCAUGAACUUAUUUAUUCUCUCCUUUUUUCAAAAAAUCAAAAUCAAAAUAAACAAAAUGAAAAUAUAGAUGUUGCAUAUAUGCAAGACAUAUACGAAAUGGAAGAAAAACAAUUAAACGAUAUAAAUUAUUAUAAUAAUUCUCAAAAUUGUCAUAACUAUGAAAAUGAUCAGAAUGAAGAACCAUCUGAAAAAGGUUAUAACUAUAAAAAUGAUCAGAAUGAAGAACCAUCUCAACAUUAUAAUAACAAUGACAAUUUUGUAGAAAAAAUUGAACACAAUUUUAAAAACAUAUUCCUUAAAGAUUAUGAACUUAUGUUCAUUUUAUUUUAUUUGAAAUAUGAAUAUAGACUUCCAUUGCAAUCUGAAUAUCUCUAUUUAUAUUCAGAAAAUUUUAUAGCAAAAAUUUUAAGAGAUCAAGAAAGAGAACAAGAUAUUUUUAUAUCAAAUGUGUAUAGUUAUCAUAGUUUAGAUAUAAUACAAAAUGAAAAUAAAAUGAAAGGAGAAAAUAUAUUAUCUUCAGGAAAUAAUGGAUUUGUAAAAAAUGAUAAAGGUAUAUUUAUUAUAUUAAAAGUACAAAGAGGCAAAUUAAAAAAUCAAGAUAACAAUGACAAUAAUAUUAUAGACAACAAAAAUAAUUGUAAUGAAAUAUUAAAUAAUAAUCAAUAUAUUAAUUCAAUUGAAGAAAAUAUGAACAAUUCUGAAUAUACUAAUAAAAAAGAUUUUUAUAAAAAAUAUGUUCAGAAAAAUAUGAAUAAAAUAAAUACAAAUACAAAAAAUAUAAAUCAUUAUUAUGAUAUACAUAAUGUCUGUUAUGUUAUUAUAUCUUAUUCAACAAAAGGUUUUCAAUGGUAUCUUAAUAAUUCUUUAGAUUUUUUAAAUAAAAAACAAAUUGAAUAUAAAAGUCAAGAGGUAUUUUUUCAUAUUGAUAAAUUAAUUCUUUUCUUUUUUAAUAUCAGAAAUAAAAAGUAUAGUUCCGUCUUCUGGAACUCUACACAUCUGUUUCAGUGCAUGCUCAACUUUUGUUGUGAAUAA
Molecule: messenger RNA, 2448 nt
Organism: Plasmodium gaboni
Lineage: Eukaryota; Apicomplexa; Aconoidasida; Haemosporida; Plasmodiidae
Product: putative RING zinc finger protein
Exons: 1
Coding region: 1-2448 (815 amino acids)
Source: RefSeq, a predicted model, not a curated record